AUGGAAAAAGGAUAUUGCGAUAAUGACAGCGGUAGAAAUGCUGCUGUAAACGACUCUCUAGGAGGUGACCGCUACGUGCCUCCGCAUCGGCGUAAUCGCGGCGGGGGCACUAGCGAUGCGCCGCCUCAAUCGCAGCAGCGCUACGAUGACAGCGAUCAUUCGUAUGGAGGCGGUGGAGGCCGUAUGGGAGGAGGAUAUCGUGACGGAGGAGGACGUCGCGGGAACUAUGGUGGCAGAGAUUCCUUCGAAAGAAGUGAUCGAGGCGGCGGCGAAGGUCGCUAUGAUCAUGAUCGCGGCUACUCGGGACGCAACAGUGGGCGUUUUUCUGAUCGUGGUCAAAGAAAUGGUGGUGGCUUUGGUCAUGAUGACUACCAGGGUGGUGGUGGACGCGGUUCCAACCAGAGAUCCUUCGACUCGCAGCCGAGAGAAAUGCGCAGAGAUAAUGGCGAUCGCGAAGAGGGCAAAAACAGCCGUUGGGCUGGCCUGCGCGAAGAUGGACUCCCAUCUACUCGUUGGGAGCGUCAGCAACCUCGAGACGAGCGCCUAGAGGCAGAGCUAUUCGCCGGCCAGUUGUCCGGAAUAAAUUUCGACAAGUACGAGGAAAUUCCCGUCGAAGCUACUGGGGAUGAUGUGCCUCAGCCAAUUUCGCUAUUCUCUGACUUGAAGCUUCAUCCUUGGAUUGAGGAGAACAUCCAAAAAUCCGGCUAUAAUCGCCCUACUCCAGUACAAAAGUACUCAAUUCCUGCGCUGAUGUCGGGACGCGAUCUUAUGUCCUGCGCACAGACGGGAUCCGGCAAAACGGCUGCUUUCCUUGUUCCCUUGAUCAAUGCAAUUUUGCAAUUUACUGUCAAGCUUUACUUUCAAUUUUAUCAGCUUUUCAAAAGUGGAGCCAUGCUUACAAAGUUGCAUUUAUGCAAAGAUAUACCGCACAAAGCAUUUGUCGUAGAUAUGUUGUAUCAACUGAUACAAAGUAGAGUCGGUAAUUACGCAUUGCUUGGAGUAACUUCAAAUGAUCUUAGUUGA
Messenger RNA from Cylicostephanus goldi, 1023 nucleotides. NCBI's taxonomy places the organism in Eukaryota, Metazoa, Nematoda, Chromadorea, Rhabditida, Strongylidae. The record is from the annotation of a GenBank genome assembly.